GACACUGCAGGUAUAUAAAGCCAUAAGGACAGCAUAGAUCUGAUUUAGUCUUGACUCUGAUUUCGGCUGUUGCUUGUCGAAACCCGUGAAGUUCGGAAUGGCUAAACUGGUUUCACUUGUUGUGGUUCUCUGUCUGCUAGGUGUUUCGACAGCGCGUGUCGUUCGAGAAGCACCAUCUGUACCAGUAGAUGACUUCUUCAGGAACAUCACGGAAUUUGGCCAAAAAGUACAAAAAGCGCUGACUGAUACCCAUGAAAGUGUCAUUAAGACGCUCGGUUUCAAAUCCAACCAGGAGGUGAUCGAAACUCUGCAAAACAACACUCACAAGUACGUGGAGCAGUUGAAAUCAGUGCAAACGACACUACAGGAGGAGGCAGAGAAGCAUUCUAAUCUUUUUGAACCGGUAGUGAAAGAUCUAAGCACUAAACUGUCGGAAACCACAAAGAAACUAAGCGAAGCUAAGCCGGAGCUUGCCCAAAAGGCCAAAGAGUAUCAGGAAAUUGUGCAGUCCAACAUUCAAUCACUGGUGACGGAAGCUCAAAAGACUGGUGAACGACUCAAGGAGGAAAGCCGUGGAGCCACCGAACAGCUACAGUCCGCCUUGAAGCAGUUGUACGAUCUCACCGUUCAGAAUCUUCAGGAAACGGUUCGAAAGUUGGAAACCAAGCAGGCGGAGUCCGCCUAAACUGGUGAGAUUUUAGUUUUGAACAUCCAAUGACAGAGAAGAGAACAUAAUAAAAUUUCUUGUUAUUUUUAAUACAAAA
This is a messenger RNA of Wyeomyia smithii (pitcher-plant mosquito), 764 nucleotides long. RefSeq lists its product as uncharacterized. Gene Ontology annotation, biological process: lipid transport. NCBI's taxonomy places the organism in Eukaryota, Metazoa, Arthropoda, Insecta, Diptera, Culicidae. Gene Ontology annotation, cellular component: extracellular region. The record is from RefSeq and is a predicted model, not a curated record. The coding region runs from base 98 to 685 and encodes 195 amino acids. Gene Ontology annotation, molecular function: lipid binding. The transcript has 2 exons.